UCCAUCCAUCAACCUAUCACUAAUUUUUCCACUCACCCUUUUCAACCUCUCUCUCUCUCUCUCUCUCUCUCUCUCUGUAUCUUUCUCCAAAAAUGGUAGGAGAGGCGAUCCCUCCUCCGCCGUUGAAGGCCCCUCCUCCCCCUCCUGACGUCUUCCUUCCCUCGCCAUCUUCUCCUCCUUCAAGAGGCACCACCCGUAGUAACAACAGCCUCCCAAUGCCAGCCGGUCAUUGCAAGCCUCCUUCUUGCUCUGCUUCUGCUUCUGCUUCUGCUUUUGGCUGUGCCAGCCCGGGGAGUAUGGCGGCGGCUUUGGGCUCUUCGCUUCUGGGUCUAGUCCCCUCCGAGCUGGAGAUCGAGAGGGCCAUCCGUGCUCUCCUCGUUCUCUGGCAGAGCGCUUCUUCAUCUGGCUCGGAGGAAAACUGCAUGCGGCUUUUCGGAUGUAGGAAUCCAAGCACAUUGACGUCUAGUGGAUGGGGAGAGUCUGGCGUGCCCUUCAUCUGCUGCAAACAGAGCCAGCUAUCAAGAAAUUGGUUAUUUCGGUAGUCUUGGAUAAAGCUUUCUGGAGCGCCAUUAUGAAUAAUCAAUCAGUGAAGAAGUUCCAGGAGUUGCUUCUCUCAGGUGAAACUAGCAGCCUGCGGAUUUGUGAGGAAGAAUUAGACUGGGGUACAGACAAUCUGGGGUGGCUCUUGGACAUCUUGAAGGACAAAAUCAUGGCCCUCGUUGAAAAAUUCAAGCUGCUUUUGAUCGCUGCAUUUCAACCUUCCCAGCCGGUCGCACCAGAAGCUGCGGCUGAGUUAGACGAAAAAAUUGGAUCGUCGUUGCUACUUUCGGUCCUAAUAAUUUUGGUUAUAGUGUUGGCACGAGUACGCAUUGCUUAAUGAUUGAUCUGCAUUUCAAUUCCACACAGAUUCAUGACUUUGUGCACUUCAGGAUGUGAUAAGGUGUACUGAGUUUGCUGAGUUUGCUGUCGAACUUCCCCUCAGUACUUGUAUAUGAAGUGCGAACAGCUUGUGAGAUUUAAAAGUGUUGCUGCUGCGCUUAAUUUCAGUUUUCCCGAGAAUUUUGCAA
Eucalyptus grandis is the source of this 1067-nucleotide messenger RNA. RefSeq lists its product as uncharacterized. The transcript has 4 exons. Lineage: Eukaryota; Viridiplantae; Streptophyta; Magnoliopsida; Myrtales; Myrtaceae. Bases 470 to 877 code for a protein of 135 amino acids. The record is from RefSeq and is a predicted model, not a curated record.